Molecule: messenger RNA, 4371 nt
Organism: Chaetomium fimeti
Lineage: Eukaryota; Fungi; Ascomycota; Sordariomycetes; Sordariales; Chaetomiaceae
Product: SIT4 phosphatase-associated protein-domain-containing protein
Exons: 3
Coding region: 343-4212 (1289 amino acids)
Cellular component (GO): nucleus; cytosol
Molecular function (GO): protein phosphatase binding; protein phosphatase regulator activity
Source: RefSeq, a predicted model, not a curated record
AGACCAGCUCCCCACCAACUCGCGAGCUAAUCAUUUCGACCCCGCCAGAUACCUUACUUAGACAUUGAGAUACCCGUCCGUUGCUACGGACAAAUUUCAGCAUUUGCGGCGUCGUCUGGACAAAAUUCAUUCGCCUUACAUUCGACCAGGCCGCGCGCGCCACCUAUUACCGUCCCCUGACCGCCGCGGGAGUCGCCGCCCGACCGCUUCUACCACGAAUAUUCCCCCUCUUUCUGCGAUUAUCGGGAACGUGCGAAAGGCCUCGGGUUUCCGACACGACGGCUUACUGUCAGCAUCCCACCGCCGGCGCCGUGGCAGAAACCCCAUUGAUUGCCGCCCAACAUGUUUUGGAGAUUUGGCGGCUACGCCAAUGUCUCCACCAUCGAUACCAUCCUCGAGCGGGACAACUUCCAGCUUGAGGAACUCCUCGACGAGAGCGACCUGGUGCAGGAACUGAAGCAACACAACGCAAGGCUUGUCGAGUACCUUCGGGACCCCGAGGUGCUCGAGAAACUGCUCAACUAUGUCGUCGCACCCAAGCUCGAGCCAGUCGCCUCGCCCGACGACGACGAGGAAGAUGAAGACGAGAAAGGAAAGGCUACUUUGCGGGCCUCUACCGCAUCCCAGACCUCCUCAAGAGCGGAUGACACCAGCCCAGAGGACAGCGAGAAGAAGCGUAACCGCUACGCCUUCGUUUCCACCGAGAUUUUGUCGUCCGAGACUUGGUCAAUGUACGACGCGCUCAUGGAGAGCAAACCGCUUCUCCGGAACUUUUGGCAGUUUUUGAAGCGCCAAACCCCGCUCGAUCCCCUUCAAGCGAGCUAUUUCACCAAGGUCAACGAGUCACUCUUCGACAAGAAGACGGAGGAAAUGCUGGAGCUGCUCAAGUCCAUGGAGGACGCCGUGUCAGACAUCUUGAGACAUGUGGAUUGUCCUAUGAUCAUGGAUCUCUUGCUCAAGAUCAUAAGCCUUGAACGCACCGAGAGCGGACAAGGUAUCGUUGAGUGGCUCUACACGCAAAAUGUUAUGUCAUCCCUCAUUUCUUUUCUCGGAUCGGACCACAGCUGGGCCACCCAGACAUCCGCGGCGGAUUUUAUCAAGGCAAUCAUCACCGUUUCCGCCAACGCUUCGCAAAACGAACAAACGUGUAUCGGGCCAAACGAACUCACCCGCCAACUGGUGUCAGAACCCUGUGUCGAGCAGCUCGUCCAGUACAUGCUCAGUGGAGGCAACGCCCUAACCUGCGGCGUUGGCAUUAUCAUCGAGGUCAUCAGGAAGAACAAUUCCGAUUAUGAUCCGGAAGGGGUGGACAUCAAUGCAGCCCCGUCGAGUCGAGACCCCAUCUAUCUUGGGACGCUCCUGCGUCUAUUUGCCCAGCAUGUCCCCGAUUUCAUGAACCUUAUUCUCAAUGUGCCGGUUCAGAAGCAGCGCCUUUCUUCCACCUUCAAGGACAAGAUUGAGCCCUUGGGAUUUGACCGUUUCAAGACGUGCGAGCUUAUGGCGGAGCUUUUGCAUUGCAGUAAUAUGAUGCUGCUCAACGAAAACGGUGCCGAGGAUUUGAUCGCCGCCCGCGACGAGCAGCGGCAGCGACUUAGGGCCGAAGGGCAUUUACUGCCGGCCAGCGGCAAUGAGCCCACGUCAGCUGAAGACCUCUCCAUGAGGGCCUCGCAACUAUCCGCCCCCGACUUAGGCCGCAAACUUGAGGUUAUGAACGUCUCUGCGGAUGAUGACGGCUUCGAAGAAGUGUCACAUACCGCGGACGAGGAAAGCACGCACGGAGUUCUGGAGCUUCCGGAUGCGCCCACGCACCCCCCUGGGUCGUCUUCUCUCGACAAGGACGAGGAUGACUUUGUCGACGAGCCUCUCAGCUCGCCCGAACCGGCCGUGCCUGGACCAGAAGGCGGGGCGGCGAAGGAACCACCGGCGUUCGAAGAUGCCGACUUGGUUGUUGCGCCUCUCUCACCUAGCAAGAAGAUCGUGCCAACGGCAGAGGGUACCGAGACCACAAAGGAGACGCCUGGCGAAACCCCUACCCCGGAAAUAGGGGCCCCGCAACCGAAGCCGGAGGAGACACCAGCGGAGACCAAGAACGUCGAUACACGCGAGACCGAGCAAGCAGACGUCGUAACUGAUGCUUCGACUGUUUCGGCGGCGGAAAAACCAAAGACGGAGAUCGCAACUGCGGAAGUUGAGGCCAAGGUUCCAACCCUCAUGUCCCCGCAUCCAGAUGACACACCUGCUCCCUUGUUCUCGAAAGAGAGCCCCACAGAGCCGUCAAAGAAGUCGUCGCCGUCCGCCGAAGAAAGAGCUGACUCGCCAAUGACCGAUGCCCCAGCGCUGACACCCGCUCCGGUGCAGGAAACUGCGGAAGCGGAGACCCCUGCCCAACCGCCAGCGCAGGGCACUGGCGACGCGCCCAUCGCUACCGCUGAAACAACAAAACCCACUACUGACGCCAACGCCCCGGCCCAGGCCAGACCUGUUGUCGGAGACUAUCUAAAGAUGCAGUUUGUCGAGCACCGUGUUGUCCCGACCAUCCUCGGUUUCUUUUUCCGGUACCCGUGGAACAACUUCCUUCAUAACGUGGUGUAUGAUAUCGUCCAGCAGGUGUUCAACGGACCCAUGGAUAGGGGUUACAACCCGACCCUCGCCAUCAGCCUCUUCGAGGCCGCCGACAUCACAAACCAGAUCAUCAACGGUCAGCUCGCCAGCGAAAAGUCCCAGGCGGAGAACAAGACGCGCAUGGGAUACAUGGGCCACCUGACCCUCAUUGCGGAAGAAGUUGUGAAGUUUACCGAACGCCACUCCCCCGAGCUUCUAAGCGAGGUCGUGCUGGAGAAGGUGAUGGCCCAAGACUGGGUCAACUACGUUGAGGGCGCUCUGGCAGAGACUCGCGAGCGCGACAACGCAAUCCUUGGCGGCGUACGCCCAGAGGUAGCUAUGAGCCGCGCCAGUGGGCAGGGUCUAAUGGGCGCAGGGUUUUCCGGCUUGAAUUCGAUCGGCCUCGGUGCCGGAGCGUCCAAUGCUCUCGCAGACGCCGGGCUGAACGGGGGCCCAGACGUUGCCGAGAACUCCGGCGGCGGCGGGAUCGGCCCGUUCGCUAUCAGCGCGGGGACUCUUAUGAGCGGAUUCGGCAGCUCCAGUGACGAAGACGAAGACGAGGAACAGGACACCGAGGAGGAUGUAAACAACGAGUUCCGAGCCUACACCGACCCCCUAAACGCCAACAGUAACACCAUGAACCCUCCAUCAAUUCCGCCUCCUCCCCCCCCGCCGCCCCCUCUCAACGUUCCCCCUUCGCGAGCCCGCCUCCAACUUGCCGCCCGGCUAGCGAUGAACAAGCGCAACGCCGCGGCCGCCACUGCUUCCAACGGCGAGCAAGAAGACAGCUCUCCUCCAACGGUCGAAGACGCUCCGAGCUCCGGCGUCUUCAGCCCCCCAACCACGACAACAGGUGAACGCAUGCGGAACCCGUUUGCCGACUACGAUGACGAUGACGAAGAGAACUCCGGCAGCGGCAGCGACGACGGCGAAGUCGAGACCGUAGAAGGCGGUGGCAGCCUGGGGAUGGAGAGCAACACAUCCUGGGACCGCGGGUCGUGGUGGCGCGGCGUCGUUCGUGGUGCCAGGCGGGGCGGGAGCGGGAGAUUGAGUCGGGAUAGUGGCGGUGGUGACGCCCGGAACGCCGAUACGGAACGGUUCGGCGACGGGAGGGACGACGACAGCAGCGACGAAGAGGGCGGGCGGCGCUUGGCCGAAGUGGAUGAUGUCGAGGACGAGGAGUUUGGCGACUUUGCCAUGCCCGAGGUGGAAGACCGCGCCACCGUGUCGGGCAUCGAUCCCGCCCGGGAAAGCAUCCUCGUCAAGCCCAUGGCCCUGCACCCCACCACCACGACCCUCAAGAGCAGCACCAUCAGCCCGUUCAGCAGUCUGUGGCCCUUCUCGCGGGAGAAGAAGGAGGGUGAGCUGGCGGCCGCGCAAGCGGGCGGGUCAAAUACCACCGGCACGCCAACGGGCGGCAUGCCGGCGGAAGGGAUCACGGAGGAGCCGGUGGAGCUGACGCGGGAGGAGGAGGCCAUGAUCAGCGAGGACGGCAAGAAGAUCGACCGCGCCGUGGAGGCUACCCGGCGGACGAGCAUCGAGGACCCGGACGACGACGAGGUCGAUGUCGGGGAGGAGAUCAUUGUGCGCCGGGCGGCGGGGGUCCGCUAGAAGAGGGCUGCUGCUGCUUCGUGGGGCGUGGAGUGAUGGGUGAUGGUGGGGGGUUGCGGUGUGGUGUGGUAGGGCAUGGCAUGUGGGAUGAUGAGCGAUGGGUUAUGGAGUCGGAUUUAGAGGGGGGUUGUUGUUAUGUCUGGGUGGGUGGGCUUGGAG